This is a messenger RNA of Caenorhabditis sp. 36 PRJEB53466, 1511 nucleotides long. NCBI's taxonomy places the organism in Eukaryota, Metazoa, Nematoda, Chromadorea, Rhabditida, Rhabditidae. The record is from the annotation of a GenBank genome assembly.
AUGCUCAGUCGACAGACGAUCCAGGUGCUCCGUUGCAUUUCUGGGCCACCAUUGAAAUCGGCGUAAGUCUAUACUUAAAAGUUUCCAAAAUAAUAAAGUUCAAAAAGGUCAAUAAAUUCAGAGCACUUGCAAAGUACGAUCUGGUGAUUGUCGGUGGCGGAAUUGUUGGAUGUGCGACCGCACGCCAACUGCUCAUCGAGAGACCCAAUCUGAAAAUUGCUCUGAUUGAAAAGGAGAAAGAGUUGGCAGCUCAUCAAAGUGGACACAACAGCGGAGUAAUCCAUGCUGGAAUCUAUUACACUCCGGGCAGUUUGAAAGCGAAACUGUGUGUGGAAGGACUCGAUCUCUCUUACAAGUUCUUUGAUGAGAACAAUGUGCCGUACAAGAAGACAGGAAAGCUGAUCGUGGCUGUCGAGCAGGAAGAGAUUCCAAGGCUAGAUGUAAGUAAAUCGUUAGAUCUGUUCACUGUCAAUUGUCUAUAGUCCUCAUUUCCAGGCUCUUUUCGAACGGGCCAAAACAAACGGAUGCCGUGACAUCGAAAUGAUCGAUUCUGCGAAGAUAACAGAAAUUGAGCCUCAUUGCAAGGGACUUAAAGCACUUUGGAGUCCGCACACUGGAAUCGUCGACUGGGGAUUUGUGACGAAGAAAUUCGGAGAGGACUUUGAGAAGAGAGGAGGACAGAUCUUCACGAGUUAUCCGCUCAAGAACAUUUCGGAUAACCACGAUCCCUCGUACCCGAUCCGAGUGUCCAGUGAUUCUUCCUUCGCCGAAUUCGAAACGAAAAACCUGAUCACGUGUGCUGGUCUCCAUUCUGAUCGAGUUGCCGCCCUUUCCGGGUGCUCCAGUGAUCCGAAGAUUGUGCCGUUCCGUGGCGAAUAUCUUCUUCUCAAGCCGGAGAAACGGCAUCUCGUAAAGACGAACAUCUAUCCGGUGCCAGACCCGAGGUUCCCGUUCUUGGUGUUCAUUUCACGCCCAGAAUGAACGGAGACAUCUGGCUGGGACCGAACGCGGUUCUUGCCUACAAAAGAGAAGGGUACUCGUACUUCAGCAUCUCUCCCAGUGAUCUACUAGAAUCUCUCUCCUAUAGGUAAAGUUUGUGCUACAUUCUGAAUCAUAUUUCGAUUGUUUUUUCUUCAGAGGAAUGCAAAAACUCGUUAAAAAGCACUUCACAUUCGGUAUCAAGGAGUUGUACCGAGGAAUCUGGAUUAAGGCUCAAGUGAAGCAACUUCAGAGAUUCAUUCCUGAGCUGAAACUCAGUGACGUCACUAGGUUUGAAUGUGAAGCACGUUUAAUAAAUUUUAAAAUGACAUUUCAGAGGGCCUUCCGGAGUUCGUGCUCAAGCAAUGGACAGCGCCGGCAACCUGGUCGAUGACUUUGUCUUCGACAGCGGCACCGGAAAGCUCUCCUCUUCGAUUAUGCACGUCCGCAAUGCCCCCUCCCCGGCUGCAACGAGCUCUCUGGCCAUCGCCAAGAUGAUCACGAGUGAGGCAGUGAAGCGCUUCGCACUUUGA